Prionailurus viverrinus (fishing cat) is the source of this 840-nucleotide messenger RNA. Its product is annotated as keratin-associated protein 10-8-like. NCBI's taxonomy places the organism in Eukaryota, Metazoa, Chordata, Mammalia, Carnivora, Felidae. The transcript has a single exon. Gene Ontology annotation, cellular component: keratin filament. The coding region runs from base 1 to 840 and encodes 279 amino acids. The record is from RefSeq and is a predicted model, not a curated record.
AUGGCCGCGUCCACCCUGUCCGUCUGCUCCAGCGACCUGAGCUAUGGCAGCCGCGUCUGCCUGCCCGGGGCCUCGGACUCCUGCCCCGACUCCUCCUGGCAGGUGGACGACUGCCCAGAGAGCUGCUGCGAGCCCCCGUGCUGCGCCCCGGCCCCCUGCCUGACCCUCCUGUGCGGCCCCUCCUACCCCUGCCAGGGAGACUGCUGCACCCCUGCGUGCUGCAAGCCCGUGUGCUGCACCCCUGUCUGCUGCAAGCCUGUGUGCUGCAAGCCCGUCUGCUGCACCCCUGUCUGCUGUGAGGACUCCCCCUGCACAACCUCUUCAUGCUGCCAGCCGUCCUGCUGCACCUCCUCCCCCUGCCAGGGAGACUGCUGCACCCCUGCAUGCUGCAAGCCCGUCUGCUGCACCCCUGUCUGCUGCAAGCCUGUCUGCUGCACCCCUGUCUGCUGCAAGCCCGUGUGCUGCACCCCUGUCUGCUGCGAGGACUCCCCCUGCUCAGCCUCCUCCUGCUGCCAGCCCAGCCCCUGCUGCAGACCCUCCUCCUGCGUGUCCCUGCUCUGCCGUCCCGUGUGCAGGCCCACCUGCUGCACCCCUGUCUGCUGCAAGCCCGUGUGCUGCACCCCUGUGUGCUGCAAGCCUGUCUGCUGCACCCCUGUCUGCUGCAAGCCCGUGUGCUGCACCCCUGUCUGCUGCGAGGACUCCCCCUGCUCAGCCCCCUCCUGCUGCCAGCCCAGCCCCUGCUGCAGACCCUCCUCCAGUGUAUCCCUGCUCUGCCGCCCCGUGUGCCCCCGCCCUGCCUACUCCUGCCCUGCCUCGGCCCAGAAGUCCUGCUGCCAGUGA